This is a messenger RNA of Branchiostoma floridae (Florida lancelet), 3179 nucleotides long. Its product is annotated as coiled-coil domain-containing protein 78-like. Bases 174 to 2957 code for a protein of 927 amino acids. Gene Ontology annotation, cellular component: cytoplasm. Lineage: Eukaryota; Metazoa; Chordata; Leptocardii; Amphioxiformes; Branchiostomatidae. Gene Ontology annotation, molecular function: ATP binding; microtubule motor activity; microtubule binding. The transcript has 16 exons. The record is from RefSeq and is a predicted model, not a curated record. Gene Ontology annotation, biological process: microtubule-based movement.
GAGAUUUUAGGUCAAAGUUCAGGACAUAUUUGCCGUCGGGAUGGAAACGUUUACAUUUUUGACAGGUGAAUUUUCGGUGGAUAUGGUGCUCUUUCUGUCGAGUCGUCGGUGAUCUGUGGCAAUUUCUGGGUCAAGACGUAACCAAGAAAGUAGAGAGAACGCCCACCUGAAGUAUGGACAUAGAGGUGAUAGGACGUAUCCGCCCAUCAGCACGUGGGGAGGGGCAUCACUCUCUCAACAUCACGGGAAACCACCGCAUCACCAGUAACGAUGGCCAGUCCUACAGCUUCCAGCCACUCUUUAGACAGGAUGCCACAAACUACGAUGUCUACGCUAAGGUGUUGGAACCUCUGCUGGACCUGUUCUUAGCAGGAUUCAAUGUAUCCUUAUUGCUGUUUGGAGAGACGGGGUCAGGCAAGGCCUACACCAUGGCAGGAGACAGUCUGAACAAGGCUGGGAUCGUCCCUCUGGCCAUCGAUGGCUGCUUCAACAGACUACUGGACCUGCAGGACAAACACAGAGAAGACGGCGGGGUCCGUGACACUCAGCGGAGAGGCAAAGAUGACGUGGAGCUCAGGAUGUCCAUGUACGAGAUCUACAACGAGAUUAUCAAGGACUUAUUGACUGAGAACCAGCAGCGAGGAAGCCUUCCUAUAAAGGAGACGGCUCAGCUCGGCCCACAUCUGCCUGGCUUGAACCAGAUCCCGAUAUUCAAUGCAGCGGAGGCCACCAACUACUUCCGACAGGGCUGGGGGAGGAGGACGGACGUGGUGACGGAUUUCGGACCGGCGCUGGGGUACAGUGCAGCUGUGUUCCAGCUGGAGCUGUCCAUGGUUACGGGUGGAAGUCCGCUUCCCAACCGCUCCAUCCUGCAGGUGGUGCGACUUCCUGGAGCGGAGAAGCUCGCGGAGGAUCCUACCAAGCUGCGCAUGAGGGAGGGUCCGAGCCUCAACAAGUCCCUCACAGCCUUCAGUCAGCUGGUGACAGAGUUGGCCAACACCCGACACGCAGACAGGGUCAUCAACUACACCGACUCAAAGCUCACUCACCUGAUGAUGGAUGCGCUUGGGGCCAACGCCAAAACUCGUGUGCUCUGUCAUCUGCCUCCGCACUGCGACCAGUACCGCCUCUCAGUCAUGCUGCGGUCGUGCGCUCAACUGUCGCAAGUCAAGAACUUCCCCAUCCUUAACGACCACCUCGCACAGGGGCUGUUGUGCCAGUUCCGUGCGCGUGUCCUGAGCCUACAGGAGCAGCUGGGUUACGAGGAGGGUCACGGGAGGGCGCUGCAGCUGCACGAGAUGAGAGACGAGCUGAAGAAACUCACCACAGACAACCUGCAGCUGAGGGACAAGAACGAGAGGCUGUACCAGAAGGUGGAGCAGCUGCAGUCCAAGUUGAAUCAGAUGGCUGGAUCACGUACUGACCUGUCCUCCAAACUCAUCUUCAGUGAGGAGGAGAAACUACAGGUGUCUAAGGCAUUGGUAGACCUGCAGAUAGAGAAUAACCGUAUCCAGGAGGACUAUGAAGCUGCAAACUUUGAGCUGAAGAACAAGGUCCUCACACUGGAGAAUGAGCUUAUGGAGGUGACCUUACAGAAGGACAAGCUGGCCCGGGACCUGAGGAGUACUCACGACCGCCUGCGGACGUCUGAGAAGGACCAUAAGGAGUUAGCUGAUGAGUACAUCAUCCUCAAGACUAACUACCUGGCCUUAACAAAGGAACAUGACCGUGAGAAGGCCAGGAAUGAGGAGUUGGGGAUGGAGCUGUUGAACCUGGUGAACGCCACGUCCCACGGGCGGCCCGUACAGGGGGAGCUGACGGCAGAGAUAGACAGGCUGAGGCAUGUCGUGUCUCGGCUGUCCACACACAAGCCACAAGAUGCCUACCUGGGUGGUGAGGAGGAGAGACAGCAGAUGGAGAAGAACCUGUUUGGUGAGCGGGAGCGGAUGGAGGAGGAUCGCAGGAGGAUGAAGGCUCAGUAUGAGGAGGAUCAGGACAAGCUGGAGGGCAAGCUCAAGAAACUCAGGAGAGAGUUACAAGAGGCCCAGGCUCAGGCCCGUGAGGCCCAGCGGAAGGCGGGGGAGACAGCUGCCAAACUGAUCAUGGCAGAAGGCAAGCAGAGACAGCUGGAGAUAGAACACAGCAAGGCACAGCAGCAGUUCAAGGACAUGAACGCUGAGUACAGGACUAGACUCAUCAGGUAUGUGCAGGACAUUGGGGAGUACAUCGACACGUCUGCUGGGACUGCCCCACCUAACCAACAGCAGCUGAAGGACAUGAGGCGGUACAUUGACGCCAUGAUAGCUGACACUAAACAGGCUUACAAGGCCCGUGAGGAGCAGCUGAGCCAGGCAGCCAAGACGUACAAGAAGCAGGCCAAACAGAUGGCCAACAAGCACGAGCAGCUGCUGAUAGCCUACAGCCAGCUGCGGGAACAGGUGCUGGCAGGUGGCAGGAGCCUGGACAUCGACCUGGGGCUGUCAGAUGUGGAUCUCCAGCUGUCAGAUGGUGAGAGAGAGCUGCACGGAGCACAGACGGUGGAGUUGAACCGCCUGCGCCGUGCCCUACAGGACGCUCGGGCUGAGGCGGAGAGGGCAGAAAGGGCAGCAGCUAGACCUAAAAAUGUCACCAUACAGGAACCUCCAGGGAAAGGCCCAACAGACUGGUCCUCAGUGAGGAAACAGUUGCGUGAGUUUGCCCUGAACACUCAGCAGGAGCUGGAGACUGACAAUGCCAGGAUGAAAACUAAGGUGUCUGUGUUGGAGUCUCAGCUGUCAGAAGCACAGGACUACAUAGACAAACAUCUGGUCAGGUACAAGCAGGAGAUAGUACGUCUGCGCAAACUGCUGGGACAGGAGCCUGCCACCAGACAGGGCAGUGCAGGACCGUACCUGGACACUGAACCUGAGUUCUCACCCAGACGGAGAGGUCACUACAGAGCCAACACAUCCAACUAGUGAUGUACAAGUCCUCAUCUAGGAUUGAAGUUGUUUUGAGUUUGUAUUGUUUCAUUUUGUGGUUUCAUUAAGUGCUUCUCACUACAUGUAACCCUGUGUAGUUUACCUUUAUCAGAGGAGUACUAGUAACCUAUAUCCAUUGUUAUUAAGAACAGGGUAUCUAGGGUUUCCAACUGCAAGUUUGAAAAAGUAAACCAUUCUCCAUUAACUUGAUAUCCCUAA